GAAAGAACCAUGAAUCAGAUUCAUCUUCUCGUCUUCAUGAGCUGUGGUAUACAUUUCCUUACAGGUUUGUACACAUCUGAAGGGCCCUCUAAAAAGUACUACUAUGUGAAUGAAUCCAAAGCGUUUGCUGAUGCUCAGCAAUACUGCCGAGAGAAUCACUUUGACCUGGUGAGCGUGGAGGACUGGACGGACGUGGAGGAGCUCCUGGCUCUCGAGGACUCGACGAGCACCAAAUCUGCCUGGAUCGGACUCAGGAAAACACGGAGCGAGCAGUGGCACUGGGCCCUGGCUAAUCCACAGUUUUACAAAGACGGGGAAACUGAAUACAGAAACUGGGGACAAAGAGAACCAACAAACUACGGAGAUGAAUUUUGCUCGGUCAUGGAUUCUGCUGGAAAGUUUCGUGACACGACGUGCGAGACGAACAGGAGCUUCAUAUGCUACUUGAGCCAGGCCUCUUUGAUCAGAAAUACAGCAAGUACAUGUUAAUUAAUGACCCGAAGCCCUGGAGAGGCGCUCAGAGUUACUGCAGACAGCAGCGGUCAGAGCUGGUCAGCGUGAGGAACAAGGAGGAGAACCUCCAGAUCCAGCAGCUGAUACCUGCAGGAGAUGUCGUAUACAUCGGGCUUUUCAAAGACGCUUUUGUCUGGUCCGAUAACAGCACGUCUUCAUUCAGAAACUGGAAUUUUGGUCAGCCGGACGGGUCAGGAGAGUGUGUGGUGAAGUUACGACAAAACAGACGGUGGGAUGAUCAGAGGUGCAUCGAAACCAGACCCUUCUUCUGCUACGAAAGAAUAGUGUUUAGGCAGAUAUUAAAACUGAAGGUGGAAUCAGAUCAGAACGUGAAUGAUCCCGAUAUUAAGGCAGCCAUCCUCGAGCAGAUUAAGCAGAAACUGAUAUCUCAGGGAAUUUCAGUGCAUGCAAAUCUGCAAUGGAAGCAGCAGGAGAAUGGAGACGUCUUCCAAUGAGAAGAGAAGACGAGCAAGGAGUUAUAAGAUCUUCAGAACCAAAGCUCUA
This is a messenger RNA of Puntigrus tetrazona (Sumatra barb), 1017 nucleotides long. RefSeq names its product bone marrow proteoglycan-like. The record is from RefSeq and is a predicted model, not a curated record. Lineage: Eukaryota; Metazoa; Chordata; Actinopteri; Cypriniformes; Cyprinidae. Bases 438 to 968 code for a protein of 176 amino acids. The transcript has 5 exons.